Malus domestica (apple) is the source of this 1928-nucleotide messenger RNA. RefSeq names its product late embryogenesis abundant protein D-29. The record is from RefSeq and is a predicted model, not a curated record. NCBI's taxonomy places the organism in Eukaryota, Viridiplantae, Streptophyta, Magnoliopsida, Rosales, Rosaceae.
ACAAGUGCCAAUUUCGUACACAACCCCAACCCUUCGCUCCCACCGUUGUUUUGCGACACUGAGCAAACAAAGAAAACCCUCACCCAUUUGUUUGUGAUUUUAAAAAGCAAGAAAUCAUCGUAUUAUUCGUGCUUACGCAGAAAUCAAAACCCAGAAAAUGAUGAACUUUGUGGCUCUGUUCCUUGUUGUGACUUCACUGGUAACCGCUGGGGUGUGGUUUCCGUCUGCCAGCCCACCAAGUGAUCAGACCCAGCAGCAGAAGCAGAGGCAAGAAGGUCCUCAGCAGCAGCAUGCUAGGGAUCAGGAAGUCAUUGUCAAAAAUGGGCACAGGGUGGUUGUCGUGGAGUACGAUGAGCAUGGCCACCACAAAACCAAAGUCUCAAUCUCGCCGGAACACGGCCAUCCACCCCGCAGAGAGUCUUCUUCCUUCUCCGAAAAUGAAGUAUCGUCGCCCUCGAAGAUUUCUAGGGCUUUCGACAACUCCAUGGAAAACAUCAAAGAAGCGGCCUCUGGUCUCGCUAACUUUGGCCAAGGCCAUGGCGAGGGUCACAGUCCGAAAGAGCUCAUGUGCGAUGCCUACGGAAGAUGCAAGCACAACAUUGCAAGUGCUAUCGAGACCAAAAAGGAGAUUUGUAAGGAGACAGCACACGGGGCAAAGGAGGCGGCGCAUAAGGUAGGUGAGGCGGCACACAGGGCAGGCGAGGCGGUCGAAAAUGUGUACGAGAGGGCGAAAGAUACGGUGUCGGAUAAGGCGCACGAGGUUGAGGAAACUGCUAGAGACCCAAUGGAAAAAGCAAAGAACGCCUCCAAGACGGCCAAGGACAUGGGGGACACGUUGGCGGAAAAAGCAAAAGAAGCUAAAGAGACCGCGGAGGAAGCAGCUUUUAAGGUGAAGGCUGGAGCGGAGGAGCUCAAAAGUGACUUGGCUGAAAAAGCGAAAGAAGCGAAAGAGACUGCGGAGGAAGCAGCUGGUAAGGUUAAGGCUGGAGCGGAGGAGCUCAAAAGUGGGACCCAGAAGAGGCUGCAUCAGUCGAGGGACAAAGUAAGAGAGUUCUGGUACGGUGCAUUCAGGUCCAUAGCAUCGGGUGACUUACUGGAGGGUUUGAUGUCCGUGGCGCAUCUAUUCGGGCUGGCUACGGCUUACGGAAUGUGCAUGUGGAUUACGUUCGUGUCGAGCCACGUGUUGGCGUGGAGUCUGCCGCCGCAGCAGUUUGGGAUGGUACAGAGCAAGAUUUACAAGGUUUAUUUCAAGGCCAUGGCGUAUAGUGUUGGGAUGGCAUUGUUGGGUCAUCUGUGGAGACAUAGAAGCUCAUUGUUUCGAGGGAAGGCGGCGGAUAUGUUGCAGAACUAUAAUCUUAUCGCUGCUCUUUCCAUGAUCUUAUUCAAUAUGAUGUACUUGGAGCCUCGAUCCACUAAGGUGAUGUUUGAGAGAAUGAAGAUCGAGAAGGAAGAAGGAAGAGGAAGAGAGAGAGUACAUGUUGAUGCCAGAAUCAGCAGGGAGGCUGGCCAGCAGCAGCAGCAGCAGACUACCACUGAAGGCGAACCCUCAAUCACGACGCCUCCACAAGUCUCGAGGAGGGAGCAACAGGUGGUUGAGCCUGAUAUUGAGAGGCUUAACGAGAUGCGUGAGAGCCUGAAGAAGCUAAAUACAUGUUCGUCGUUCCUCAACAUCGCGUCACUAAUGGCUCUUAGCUGGCAUCUUGUGUAUCUUGCCCAGCACCUCCCCAGUUCAUGCUGUUGAUAAGGACUUGGAUUCGGAGAAUCUCUUUGCUUGUCGCAGAUAAUUAUUUGUUUGUAAAGUUGAUGUUUUUGGUAACUUUCGAUAUGAUACUUGUACCAUAGCUGUAAUGAAAGAUAUGGAGUCAGACUGCUGCACUUGUUCUUAUGUGAAGUUACAUGAAUUAACGCUGGCUACAUCUUCUGUGUUU